This is a messenger RNA of Lathyrus oleraceus (garden pea), 477 nucleotides long. RefSeq lists its product as uncharacterized. Bases 1 to 477 code for a protein of 158 amino acids. The record is from RefSeq and is a predicted model, not a curated record. The transcript has a single exon. NCBI's taxonomy places the organism in Eukaryota, Viridiplantae, Streptophyta, Magnoliopsida, Fabales, Fabaceae.
AUGUUGAACAUCGCCAAAAGAAGCAACCAAAACAACUCCAUUUCGACUGGUAUAUGGGCACGAUGCAGUGUUACCAGUAGAGAUCCAGGUUCAUGCAGUCAGAACCCAAGAAGCAACCAAAACAACUCCAGUGUUACUGGUAUAUGGAGCAUGAUGGUGGACGAACUGGUCGAUUUAGAUGAGGAGAGAAUGUUAGCCUUGGAUUCACUACAAAGGCAGAAAGAAAAAGUCGCCAGAGCCUACAAUAAGAAGGUGAAAGGCAAGAUGUUCGCUGUCGACGAGUUAGUUUGGAGAGUGAUUUUGCCUAUGGAUAGAAAUGAUAGAGUUUUGGGUAAAUGGUCCCCAAAUUGGGAAGGACCGUUUAAGAUUUUGCACGUUUUCUCUAAUAACGCCUAUGAGGUCGAAGAGUUGGCACCAGAUAGACGAAUCUUGAGAGUAAAUGGAAAAUACUUAAAAAAAUAUAGGCCUCUCCUUUAA